AUGGAUUCCAAUACUUUGCAGCCAUUGUCAGAUCUGGUUGCAACCCACUCUAUAGGUGCUCCCAUACCUCAGAUAUUAUCAAGCUCAACUGCAACCCACCCUUCAGAUUUCCUCCAGCCACGUUCAACAGUGCUUGCCCAAUCAGGCACACAAUAUGAACAACCCUGCAACCAAUGUUUGCCAAUUCAUCAGCAGACAAAUACAACUUGUAUUGGUACUGCAACACCAAUCUCAGACCAUUUCAGAUCUCUUGAGUUUACACAUGCGUUGGCUUCUUUCCGAACAAGAAUAGAUAACUUGUCACAUCUACAUGUAUGCAUAAUCUGCAAAGAAAAGUAUAUUGGUAUGCAUGUCAAAUUAACUCAACGUGAGGUCAUUUGCUCAAGAUGCUAUAACGAAAAGGGAGUUCUCCAAUUCUCUAUUGCAAACAAUAUGGAUCCUGGCGAACAACCCAUCAUUUUAAAACGGCUUUCACAGGUUGAAGAAAUGCUUAUAGCAAGAAUCGCUCUUGUUUUGCAAGUUAGCCAUGCCAGGGGUGGUCAAUACAAAUAUAUAGGGCACACCAUUAAUUUCCCACAAGACAUUUCAAAAAUAGCAACUACUUUGCCACGCAAAUUCCAACAUUUGGAGAUUGUGAUUAUUCGAAGGACAAAUCUCGAAGGGAAAAAAUAUGAUUGUUAUGUAAACAGGUUCAAUGUUAUGGACACAUUGAGUUACAAAAUUCAACAUGACCAUUACUACAAUGAUGUUAUCAUUGGCGUUGCAACUGCUGAAUUGUUGCCACUGACAACUAUCGAUAUAUCUGAUUUUUUGCAUACCCUCCCAAAUUGCAUUGAUCCUCAGCCUCCUUUGCCAACACAAGACCCACUCUAUAAUGUUGAUGAGGUUGAAUUGCAGCCCACAUCAUCAUUCAUUCCAAAGUUGCCAUGUUCAACCGCUGAACUAGAUGCCAUUAAAAAGAUGUUGCACCUAGAUAACGAUGACCAAAAUGUUGCAACUUGGCCUGAAAUAAGUUUCUCACCCAUUAAUGAGUACAACACUGAAGGCUUGUUCACUAUGGCUUUCCCAACUUUAUUUCCAAACGAAUCUGCACUGCCCCUGCAACCAAGGACAAAACAUAUUCAUUUGCAUGAAUAUGCCUUGCACAUGAUAAGAUAUCACAACCAAAGAUUUGGGCAGCAUGUUAGGUUCAGAUAUUAUCUUUAUAAUCUAAUAAUGAGACAUUGUUCCCAACAAUCAGCUUCAGUUUUCCUGCGCACCAACUUAGAAGACUCCUUCCCAACUAUGUUGCAAGAUUUGUGUGAACAGCUGCAGUCUACACCUUCUGAUCAAUUGCCAAACCAAUUAAUGCAUUUUGCAGCUUCGUUGCGAGGCACUAGAGCUUAUUGGAAUAGAUCACGCAGGGAUCUCACUACAAUGGUACACCAACUAGGAGCACCUACAUUGUUCUUCACAUUAAGUGUAGCUGAUACAAAAUGGCCAGAACUACAUAAAUUAUUUCCAGCCACCCCCUCUUCAGGGCACCAGACCACAAAGAAAACAUUUAUAGAAAACAUUGUCUAG
Cryptomeria japonica (Japanese cedar) is the source of this 1563-nucleotide messenger RNA. RefSeq lists its product as uncharacterized. The record is from RefSeq and is a predicted model, not a curated record. The transcript has a single exon. NCBI's taxonomy places the organism in Eukaryota, Viridiplantae, Streptophyta, Pinopsida, Cupressales, Cupressaceae. The coding region runs from base 1 to 1563 and encodes 520 amino acids.